AUGGCUCUGGCUCUUAAGGGUACACAUGGAGAGGUAAGCUUCAAAGGCGACGGAUUCCAGGUUUAUCGCAUAGCUGAUGUAAACAACGAAGGAGAAAGUAAAGAAUUUAAGAUGUGGUUUCGGACAAACCAGCCAAGUGGAAUGUUGAUGAUGGUUCAACGCGGAGGUGGUUCACUAGCAUUGGUCGAGAUACAGAAAGGAGAGCUACGGUAAGUCAACCCAGGCGGAAAACUGAAUUGAUUCCUGCAACAGCUUUAGUUUUGUCAGUUUUAUAGCCUGUGAACAGGCGCACAGGCAGAGAGGGGCGUAAAAGAAAAUCGGCGAGCGAAGCGAACUGAGCUUGGCCUGGGCCGGGAAAAAAAAGGUGGGGACGCCUUUUUGCUCAUUCUCGUCCCCAGAGCCCCCUGUUCCCUUAGCCUCGCCGGCUAAGGGAACGUGAGGCUCUGGGGACGAGAAUGUUUUUCUCCCCCAGGCUGCGCUCAGCUCGAGGCCCCGCUCCACUUGGGAGUCUGUUCGCAGGCUACAGUUUUGGGACAUACUUAGUGCUAUUCUUUGCCGCAUGCGUUUUCUGAUCGCAUCCAUCAGCAGUUUUGGGACGGUUUAGUUGGCUUUGACUGCCAUAAACACUGCAUUAAAUUUGUAACAUGCACUUACAGCAAAAAGAACAUAAAGGUCGACCUUUGUGUUCUCUUGCUUAUGCUUACAACCUUUUAAUGAAACGUCAGAAAAAGAAAGAAAAAGAAAAGACAGAGAUGUCACUUAAGCUUUCAUAG
Messenger RNA from Porites lobata, 773 nucleotides. The record is from the annotation of a GenBank genome assembly. Lineage: Eukaryota; Metazoa; Cnidaria; Anthozoa; Scleractinia; Poritidae.